This is a messenger RNA of Rangifer tarandus platyrhynchus (Svalbard reindeer), 2760 nucleotides long. NCBI's taxonomy places the organism in Eukaryota, Metazoa, Chordata, Mammalia, Artiodactyla, Cervidae. The record is from the annotation of a GenBank genome assembly.
AUGACGGGCUAUACCAUGUUGCGGAAUGGGGGCGCGGGGAACGGAGGUCAGACCUGCAUGCUGCGCUGGUCCAACCGCAUCCGGCUCACGUGGCUCAGCUUCACGCUGUUCGUCAUCCUGGUGUUCUUCCCCCUGAUCGCUCACUAUUACCUCGCCACCCUGGACGAGGCGGACGAGGCGGGCAAGCGCAUCUUCGGCCCGCGGGCCGGCAGCGAGCUCUGCGAGGUGAAGCACGUGCUGGACCUCUGCCGCAUCCGCGAGUCCGUGAGCGAGGAGCUGCUGCAGCUGGAAGCCAAGCGGCAGGAGCUGAACGGCGAGGUCGCCAAGCUGAACCUGAAGAUUGAGGCCUGCAAGAAGAGCAUCGAGAGCGCCAAGCAGGACCUGCUUCAGCUCAAGAACGUCAUCAGCCAGACGGAGCACUCCUACAAGGAGCUGGUGGCCCAGAACCAGCCCAGGCUCUCCCUGCCCAUCCGCCUGCUCCCGGAGAAGGACGACGCCGGCCUCCCGCCCCCCAGGGCCCAGCGGGGCUGCCGGCUGCACAACUGCUUUGACUACUCCCGGUGCCCGCUGACCUCUGGUUUCCCCGUCUAUGUUUAUGACAGUGACCGGUUCGCCUUUGGCAGCCACCUGGAUCCCUUGGUCAAGCAGGCUUUCCAGGCCACGGCCCGAGCCAACGGCUAUGUCACCGACAACGCGGACAUCGCCUGCCUUUAUGUGAUCCUAGUUGGGGAGAUGCAGGAGCCCGCCGUGCUGCGGCCCGCCGACCUGGAGAAGCAGCUGUCGUCCCUCCCGCACUGGCGGGCGGACGGCCACAACCACGUCAUCCUCAGCCUGUCUCGGAAGUGGGACACGCAGAACUUACUGUACAACGUCAGCACGGGCCGGGCCAUGGUGGCCCAGUCCACCUUCUAUGCGGCCCAGUACCGGCCUGGCUUUGACUUGGUGGUGUCGCCGCUAGUCCACGCCAUGUCGGAGCCCAACUUCAUGGAAAUCCCGCCACAGGUGCCGGUGAAGCGGAAGUACCUCUUCACCUUCCAGGGCGAGAAGAUCGAGUCGCUGAGAUCCAGCCUUCAGGAGGCCCGCUCCUUUGAGGAGGAGAUGGAGGGGGACCCUCCGGCCGACUACGACGACCGGAUCAUUGCCACCCUCAAGGCCGUCCAGGACAGCAAGCUCGAUCAGGUCCUGGUGGAAUUUACCUGCAAAAACCAGCCGAGACCCAGCCUACCGACCGAGUGGGCGCUGUGUGGGGAGCGGGAGGACCGCCUGGAGCUACUGAAGCUCUCCACCUUCGCCCUCAUCAUCGCGCCCGGGGACCCGCGCCUGCUCGUCUCCGCGGGGUGCGCCGCCCGGCUCUUCGAGGCCCUGGAGGUUGGGGCUGUCCCGGUGGUGCUGGGCGAGCACGUGCAGCUGCCCUACCAAGACGUGCUGCAGUGGAGCGAGGCGGCGCUGGUGGUGCCCAAGCCGCGGGUCACUGAGGUCCACUUCCUGCUGCGGAGCCUCUCGGACAGCGACCUGCUGGCCAUGCGGCGCCAGGGCCGCUUCCUCUGGGAGACCUACUUCUCCACCACGGACAGUAUCUUCAGCACCGUGCUGGCCGUGAUCCGGACGCGCAUCCAGAUCCCCGCCGCUCCCAUCCGGGAGGAGGCGGCGGCCGAGAUCCCGCAUCGCUCGGGCAAGGCGGCCGGCACCGACCCCAACAUGGCGGACACCGGGGACCUGGACCUGGGCCCGGUGGAGACCGAGCCGCCCUACGCCUCGCCCAAGUACCUGCGCAACUUCACGCUCACCGUCACCGACCUCUACCGCAGCUGGAACUCCGCCCCGGGCCCGUUCCAUCUGUUCCCGCACACGCCCUUUGACCCCGUGCUGCCCUCGGAGGCCAAGUUCCUGGGCUCAGGGACCGGAUUCCGGCCCAUUGGCGGCGGGGCCGGGGGCUCCGGCAAGGAGUUUCAGGCGGCGCUCGGAGGCAACGUCCCUCGGGAGCAGUUCACGGUGGUAAUGUUGACUUACGAGCGGGAGGAGGUGCUCAUGAACUCCUUAGAGAGGCUGAACGGCCUCCCUUACCUGAACAAGGUCGUGGUGGUGUGGAAUUCUCCCAAGCUGCCGUCAGAGGACCUGGUGUGGCCUGACAUUGGGGUCCCCAUCAUGGUGGUUCGUACUGAGAAGAACAGCCUGAACAACCGAUUCCUGCCGUGGAAUGAAAUCGAGACAGAGGCCAUCCUGUCUAUUGAUGAUGACGCUCACCUCCGCCAUGAUGAAAUCAUGUUUGGGUUUCGGGUGUGGAGAGAAGCCCGGGACCGCAUUGUGGGUUUCCCUGGCCGUUACCAUGCGUGGGACAUCCCUCAUCAGUCCUGGCUCUACAACUCCAACUACUCCUGUGAGCUGUCCAUGGUGCUGACAGGUGCUGCCUUCUUCCACAAGUAUUAUGCCUACCUGUAUUCCUACGUGAUGCCCCAGGCCAUCCGAGAUAUGGUGGAUGAAUACAUCAACUGUGAGGACAUCGCCAUGAACUUCCUCGUCUCCCACAUCACUCGGAAACCCCCCAUCAAGGUGACCUCACGGUGGACUUUCCGAUGUCCGGGAUGCCCUCAGGCUCUGUCACACGACGAUUCCCACUUCCAUGAGCGGCACAAGUGUAUCAACUUCUUCGUCAAGGUGUACGGCUACAUGCCCCUGCUGUACACGCAGUUCCGCGUGGACUCUGUGCUCUUCAAGACCCGCCUGCCCCACGACAAGACCAAGUGCUUCAAGUUCAUCUAG